This is a messenger RNA of Paramecium pentaurelia, 797 nucleotides long. The record is from the annotation of a GenBank genome assembly. Lineage: Eukaryota; Ciliophora; Oligohymenophorea; Peniculida; Parameciidae.
UAUGAAUUCAACAACUCCUAAAUCAAGUGGAAUCAAUUACGCAAGUAUAAUUUAAUUAUAAAAUGAUGGUAGAAUUAAGAAAACAAAGAUCAAACUAAGACACUUUACCAAAAUCAAUGUCAACUAAUAUAAAAAUGGAUAUUAAUUAGACAUAAUAAUUUGGAGGUAUUAAACAUAGAAGUACUUCUUAACAUAAUAUUAAUGAAAUGGCAUAAAUAUAAUUAUUUGAUUAAUGUUUAGAGAAAUAAGCAAAUUAAAAUGAAUUUUUAGUUUUCCUUGAUCGAUAGAUGUAAUAUUUUUGUCAAAAUACUCCUGUACUUAAUAAUUAAUAAACUUAGUAAAAUUAUUCAUCAUUUCGAAUUACUAAUAAGGUUGUAUAAGAAGAAAAGAAAAAAUUGUAGGUCGAACUCCAAAAAUUUAAUUAAGAGAAUGCUUAUUUAAUAAAGGAAAUAAAGGAUUUAAAUAAAACUAAAUAAAUGCUUGUUAAGAGAUAUGAUGCUUUACAAGGUUUAAUUUUAAAAGAAAGAUUAAAUAACUAGCCUAAAAAUCGUUAAUUUAGCAAUCAAAAAUUUCAACAUCUUUUUAAUCAAAUUUCACCAGUUUAAGAGACUAUAUCUUCAUUAACAGAUGAGAGAGUAAUAAAAUUUAUAUUUUUCUAUUUUUAGUUUGAGAGUAAUACAACUUCUCUAGAUUCUUCUUUAUCAUAUGAGGAUGAUCAAUCAUCUGCUUCAUAAUUAUUAGAUUUAUUAUAGAAAAAUUCCAAACAUAGAUUUAAUUUUCAAAAACAAAUGGUAUGA